This is a messenger RNA of Moesziomyces aphidis, 654 nucleotides long. The record is from the annotation of a GenBank genome assembly. NCBI's taxonomy places the organism in Eukaryota, Fungi, Basidiomycota, Ustilaginomycetes, Ustilaginales, Ustilaginaceae.
AUGACUUGCCUGCACUACGGACACACUCCCUCGGCGCUGGCAUCGCGGCUGCUGGGCGUGAUUCACGAGUCGAUCAUCCCGCUCACCACCGCCGGCGUCUCUCGCGGGUGCAAAGUAUUCGGCGCGGCGAUCCUUUCCAAGUCCACGCUCUCCGUCGUUGUCGCUGCGACGAACGAUGAGCUGACCUCGCCGCUCUUGCACGGCGAAGUGACGACGCUGCUGGAAUUCCACAAGCUCAACUCGUCCUUGCCGGUGGAGCAGAGGAUUGAUCCUCGAGACUGCGUGUUUGUCUCGACGCACGAGCCGUGUUCGCUCUGCCUUAGCGCCAUCACCUGGUCGGGCUUUGACAACUUUUACUAUCUCUUCACGUACGAGGAUACGCGCGCGACGUUUGCCAUCCCACACGACAUCAACAUCCUCAAACAGGUCUUCCAAACCCACAAGCACGAUCCAGACGACGCUCCGCUGUACAACGCCACCAACGACUUUUGGUCCAGCUCGUCCAUCCAGCAACUCAUCACCCAGGCCGACGAAACACAACGACCGCAGUUGCAACAGCAGAUGCAAGACGUCAAGGCAGAGUACAACGCCCUGUCGGAUACCUACCAGCAGUCCAAAUCCACACAGGCACCUUCACAAAUCCCACUCAACUGA